AUGGGAUACAAGAGUGAAGCCGAAGAAUCCACAGAUGAUACACAUGAGGACAAUCAUCCUAAAGAAUGGGAUUUUACUUUGCCUCGUCUGCCUCGGCUGGAAAUCUCUACAGAAGACGACUUUAGCCCCGAUAGCCUCGCCGCAGCCAUCCAGCAUGGCGCCACGGCGUCUCGUAUUCGAAGCUAUUUAACCAUCUACGACCCUAGGCUUCUUGGGCAGGAUAUCAAUGCCAACGUCAUGGGGUUCCCUCUCAUAUUCUACGCCGUUGCAUCAAAUGACGAGGACAUGGUACGCCUCUUGACCGAAUUUGGGGCGAGUGCGAGUGCAGUAUAUGAGGCUUCACGAGUCCCUCUUUUGGCCUUUGCCAUCAUGUGCAGCGAGACGUUGCAGAUUGAUACUACAAACAUGGUCUCCGUCCUUCUUAGCAAGGGUGCUUCCGCUCGUGUUAUUCCUAUAGACUUAUUUACACCAUACUUACAGGAUGUAAUCGCAAGCUCCGAGCAUAAGGGCCAGACGCCGACCGAUGGCUGUGCAGAAGCUGCCUGGUGCUCCCAGGCCACAAAGGCCAGGCUCUCAAAAAACAUCAAUCUUACCCAGAGAUAUUUUCUAGAAAAGUCUACGAAAAUGAAGCCUCCUUCAACAAAAAGGCGACAGAUUGCGCGCAUCAAAAACUGCCAAGAGCUGUUGGGCAUCCCGUAUUUCCUUGUUGGCCAAACCGUUGCCACGGAGCUCCUUAUCCAGAGACUGCUCACCCAUCUCAUGAUGCCUAUGAAGCAGCCAUUGGUUUUAUGCUUUGCUGGCCCCAGCGGCCACGGAAAGACCGAACUGGCACGCCAACUUGGUCAUCUUCUAUCCCUGGACUUGGAAGUGGUUGAUUGCACCACUUUCACUCAUGAGAUGGAGUUGUUUGGCCCUAGACGACCAUUCGUCGGAUACGAACAAGGUUCAGCCGUCAAUAACUUUCUUGCCAAGAACUCUGGAAAGAAGUGCAUUGUUUUCUUGGAUGAGUUCGAAAAAACCACAAAGGAAAUUCACCAAACUUUGCUGCUUCCAUUUGACAACGGCGAAUACAGAGACAGACGCAACGGCGACAAGAUCAAUUGCUUGAAUACAAUAUGGAUAAUGGCUACGAAUGCGCUUGAUGAUGCCAUUCUUGAAUUUUAUGAUCAUAACGAAGGAAUCGCUGGCGAUGACAUGGAAGAAAAAUCUCGACUACUCAGGAAGCUCAGCCAACAGUUGCAGGAGGGAUUUCUCCAGCAAUUUGGCGCAAACUCACAGGCACCUGUGACAGGACGCAUCUCGGACUUCAUUCCCUUGCUCCCGUUCUCCUCUGGCGAACAAGCCGUCAUCACACAUAAAUGCCUGUUAGGGCUGGCGCAGGAGCUACGUCUGCCGAUACAGCUGUCUAAGAGCCCAUUGGAACGGCUUAUCGGCGAUCUCAGACUGCUGAUUCGCCGGGAUGGUGCUGUUUGCUCGACUCUUGCAAAAGCACACUACCAUAAUAAGCUGGGGGCGCGUAGUCUCAAGGCAGGCGCGGAAAAGGUGAAGCGAAUUGUUCUAGAUGCUUACCUUGAUGACGACGAGGAGAUUGAAGAACAGAAUAACUUGCGCGAUGUAGUUAUUGACGUGGAUGGUGGGGAGAUUGUUGGCAAGAUUCUGCCUACUACGAAGACUGGUGCUUAA
Messenger RNA from Trichoderma virens Gv29-8, 1683 nucleotides. RefSeq lists its product as uncharacterized. Gene Ontology annotation, cellular component: mitochondrion; cytoplasm. The transcript has 3 exons. Gene Ontology annotation, biological process: cellular response to heat. The record is from RefSeq and is a predicted model, not a curated record. Gene Ontology annotation, molecular function: ATP hydrolysis activity; ATP binding. NCBI's taxonomy places the organism in Eukaryota, Fungi, Ascomycota, Sordariomycetes, Hypocreales, Hypocreaceae. The coding region runs from base 1 to 1683 and encodes 560 amino acids.